Trichogramma pretiosum is the source of this 1448-nucleotide messenger RNA. RefSeq names its product probable dimethyladenosine transferase. Gene Ontology annotation, molecular function: rRNA (adenine-N6,N6-)-dimethyltransferase activity. Gene Ontology annotation, cellular component: mitochondrial matrix. The record is from RefSeq and is a predicted model, not a curated record. Lineage: Eukaryota; Metazoa; Arthropoda; Insecta; Hymenoptera; Trichogrammatidae. Gene Ontology annotation, biological process: rRNA methylation. The transcript is spliced from 5 exons. Bases 493 to 1428 code for a protein of 311 amino acids.
UUUUAACAUGAGACUCAAAUAAUCAUAAAUUAUGAUACCUUGACAUUCUUUCAAUAAUUCUUAUAAUCAUGAAAAUUAUAUAUCAAGAAAUCUGUGGAAUUUUCCGCUUUCCGAAUGAAGAGUCAAAUAAAUUUUGAAAAAAUCAUUAAGGAAAAAAAUUAGGAUGCAAUAAAAAGAUUUUACGCUCUUUUACUCUGCGUAUGAUAAGAAAAAAAUAUACAUUUCAAACUGUGUCUGUCUGAAUUUUAUUUAUGGUUUAACGCGUGCACAGUUAAGAAAUUUUGACAUUUCGCAUGGCAAUCGAAAUCGAUGCUAUGUUACGCAUGAAAGCGUGUGUUCUCCACUCCGUCGCGAGUACGAGCGUAGCCACGUGCGUCGUCAGUUGUCAUUGCUUAUACCGUUCUUAAUGAUUACUAGUUGUUCUGUUUCGCUAAAACAUUGUUUUGCACACUCCGUUUUUUUUUCUACAUCAUUGUUGUGUCAACAAUCAACAUGCCGAAAGUUUUGAGGGAAAAAAAUAUUUCUCAACAACGAGAAGCUUUCCGCCAAGGGAUAAAUUUCAAAAAGAAAUACGGUCAACAUAUCUUGUCAAAUCCUCUUAUUAUCAAGAGUAUCAUUAACAAAGCUGCCAUCAAAUCAACCGAUGUUGUUUUAGAGGUUGGCUCAGGUACUGGAAAUUUGACUGUAAAAUUGCUGGAAAAUGCUAAAAAAGUUAUUGCCUAUGAAAUUGAUGGAAGAAUGGUGUCUGAAUUGGAGAAACGUGUGAUGGGUACACCCAUGCAAGCAAAAUUAAAAAUCAUAAGUGGUGAUGUUAUUGAUGAUGAAUCAGAGCUGCCUGUCUUUGAUUUGUGCAUUGCCAAUGUUCCGUACCAAAUAUCUUCCCAAUUAGUAUUUAAACUCUUAGAACACAGACCAAUGUUUAGAUGUGCGGUUCUUAUGUUUCAGAAAGAAUUUGCUGACACAUUGAUGGCUCAACCAGGAGAAAAAAAUUACAGUAGACUCAGUGUGAACGCACAGUUGCUUGCUAAAGUUGAUAAGUUAUUGAAUGUUGGAAAAAACAAUUUCACUCCUCCACCAAAAGUUGAAUCUUGUGUUGUAAGAAUAGAACCAAAAAAUCCACAACCAAACAUUAAUUUCCAAGAAUGGAAUGGGCUAACAAGAUUACUUUUCAGUAGAAAAAAUAGAACAUUAUCUGCUAUUUUUAAAUUAACUUCAAAUUUGAAACUUAUCAAUGAAAAUUAUGAAGUUUAUUGUAGUCAUAAUAAUAUUCCUAUUCCAGAUAAUUUCAAUAUAAAAGAAAAGGUUGAUGAUAUCUUGACAAUGCAUAAAAUAGCUGAAAUGCGGGCACGAACAAUGGAUGCUGAUGACUUCAUCAGAGUUUUAACUGCAUUUAAUAAAGAAGGAAUUCAUUUUUUUAGUGAAAAAUAAUCAUAAAAUAUUGUGAAUAC